Messenger RNA from Neltuma alba, 990 nucleotides. RefSeq lists its product as uncharacterized. The record is from RefSeq and is a predicted model, not a curated record. The transcript is spliced from 5 exons. Lineage: Eukaryota; Viridiplantae; Streptophyta; Magnoliopsida; Fabales; Fabaceae. Bases 57 to 899 code for a protein of 280 amino acids.
UGCACUUUAUGUGAUUGCAUUUCUUUUGUUUCUUUAAUUUGUAGGUAUCUUAGAAAAUGGCCAACACAGUUAAGAACGUUGUCUUACUGGAUGCAGACGCUGUCCACAGACUAGUCACUGAAGGGAGCAAUUCAAAACAAAAAAUAAUUGAGUAUCUGACUCGUGCUUUUGAGGACUGCACCCCUGCAUUCACCAAAUGCACCCAUAAUAAAUUGCUAUUGUGGAGCGGGAGCUAUCCCAACGAAAGCUGGGUGGUGUUUUUGGAAUUGGAUUGUUAUGAUUGCGGGUAUAAGGAAAGCAGAUCCGUAGAAUCUUGCUUUCUUGAGCUUGUGGAGAGGCGUGAUUCGCCUAUCAUUGUUUCGGACAAAGUCUCGAUCAAUCAUAAUUUGAUCCUCAGUAAAGAGGAUAUUGAGAAGAGGGUCGAGAAGAAGCAGCAGCUGUCCAAGCCAGAAAUGGACAGCAAGAAGAGGAGGAAGCCCGACCCUCCAAAAGAAGAAGCGGAGGGAAAGAAGAGGAUGCCCGAGAAAGAAGAAAUAGUGGGGAAGAAUAGAAAGGGGUUUUAUUUGCUUCAGUCCAAUUCUAUUGAAGCAUGUGAGACUUAUACUUUUGAUUGUGACAUUCCUGUUUCUUCCAUCAUCACCAGCAUUGCGCCCAUUCACCUGCAAGAUGCAGGAAGAGGUUUUCCAGUAGAAUCGAUAUGGAAGUUGGUCAGUUCAGUAUCUUGCUGCUUGUCAAGUCUGAAAUGUUUUUGGAAUUGGGUUUUGUAUUGGAUAUUUUCAAGAAUUGGGUUUUGUAUUGGAUGUUUUCAACACCUUUUCAAGUAUGAUUUUGAAAUGAUCAUAGUUUUGCUUAGUGGUGGUCAUCAGGUUCUUUUCAUUUCCUCUCUUCCUCUGCUUUGAUUUUCUUAGUUCGAUUCCAGGGGAGGAUCGUUGUACAUGUUACUUGAGAAUUUAAUUGAAGGUAGUUCAAUCAGUCAAUAUUCAGCUUGCA